Messenger RNA from Amaranthus tricolor (Joseph's coat), 3189 nucleotides. Its product is annotated as protein DOG1-like 3. Bases 330 to 1163 code for a protein of 277 amino acids. The record is from RefSeq and is a predicted model, not a curated record. NCBI's taxonomy places the organism in Eukaryota, Viridiplantae, Streptophyta, Magnoliopsida, Caryophyllales, Amaranthaceae. Gene Ontology annotation, molecular function: sequence-specific DNA binding. The transcript has 2 exons. Gene Ontology annotation, biological process: DNA-templated transcription.
GUUGCACCUUUUUUUGUUCAUAUCCCUGCAUUAAUCUUAUCAGUUUCAUGAACAUGCAUGCAACUAGUUCGUAUUUUCUUACAUACGUAAACUAAUUCUGCUUACUGGAAACAGCUGAUCAAAACAUACCAUGUUCCAUCAACUUAGUACUCCAUUUAUAUUAUAAAUACCUAACUAAUAACCUUUUCACUUAACUUUGUCAGCCUAAUAUAUUACUUCUAUCUAAUUAACUCAUAAAAACCAUAGUAUCAAUCAUCUUUGAUUGGUCUUUGUAUAUAAGCUAGGUAGGAACCCCAAGAAAUUUAAAUAUUUUUUUGUAAAUCAAAAACAUGUCCUCUGUUACUCAAUCAAUUCAUUGCAACUCGAAACCUAACCCUGAACUGAAAUCGUUUGGCGGGUUUUUUGAGACGUGGCUCCAUGAGCAAGAGCGUGACCUUGAAGAGCUCAAGGCCGCGACUAAAGCUCAUAGUGAGUCAACUCAGUGCUCUGCUGAGUUGACUCAAUUUCAAUGUGAGCUCAUCCGUCGUGUCAUGAGCCACUAUGAGAACUACUAUCGAGUCAAGUCUGAGUCAACCACAGAAAACGUGUUGGGAAUGAUGAGUCCGUCAUGGAGGUCUAGCUUGGAGGAUGCCUUUUUAUGGGUUGGUGGGUGGAGACCUAGUAUAGCUUUUCAUUUAUUGUACUCAGUUAGUGGGUUACAGUUCGAGGCUGGACUCAGUGAGUUACUGGGUGGGGUAAGCACAUGCGAUUUAGGAGAUCUCUCACCGAGUCAACUCAGUAAAAUCGACGAGUUGCAAAGGCAGACCAUUAGAGAAGAGAGAGAGUUAACUGAGAUUCUUGCUGUUCAUCAAGAAACUGUAGCUGACUCAUCAAUGGUGCAACUCUCACAUAUAGCAACUGAGUUAAUGGAGGAUAACUCGGAGCGAGUUGAGACUGAGUCAAUGAAAGAACGAGUUGAGUCUACACUUGGGAAAAAAGAGGACAAAUUAAAGGAGAUCUUAGGAAAAGCAGAUGAUCUACGGCUGAGAACUCUUAAAGAAUUGGUGGAUAUUCUGAGUCCAAUUCAAGCCGUUCAUUUCUUGAUUGCUGCUGCUGAGCUUCAUCUGAGGGUCCAUGAUUGGGGCAUGAAGAAAGAUCAUGCUGAUGAAGAAAGAUCAUGCUGAUGAUGCACAUCAUCAUUAAACAAAAUUCAGCACUUCUAAUGAAUUAUCAAAAUUCAGAUGGUGUGUACUCAUUCCUGAUGCUCUGAAAAGUUUUGGAAAGCCAAAGAAUUGUGUGAAGGAAGCGGUGGUGCUUUAGAGUGAAGAUUUUCAUAUGAAAACUUUUCUUUUCUUUUCUUUUCUUUUUUCUUGGUAUAUAAUAUGCCUAAAACUAGGGGCUGUGUAUUGGACUGAAGCUUCUACAAGAGUCUUAGAGUCUUAAGAGUAGUCUGUUUUCUCUAUAGUUUUGUUUUGUUUUCUGCUUUAAAGUUUUCUUGUAAUUUUGAUCAAUAAAACAUUUUGUUGGAAAUACUUUACAUGUGAGACAAGAUUCCACAUCGAUAAAAUAGUGGGUACUAGACUUACAUAUAUAUUAGGUGAGCUAAUCCUCCUAAUACAAUGUUGUGCGACAACGGAAGCAAAAAUCGAUGAACAAUAAUAAAACAAUAAAGAAAUUCAAUGCAAACAAUAAGAAAAUGACACAAGAGAUUUAACGUGGUUCACUAUCAAUGCAAACAAUAGGAAUUCCAAUCACACUCACAAAUUAUAACGACUCUCUUGUAAUCUCUCUCAAUUUGUGAAUCAUUAUGCCGUAACCCUAAAAUGGGAGUUUCUAUACUAAUGCCCAAUAAAAGGAAGUUAUUACGUAAUAAACACAAAGUAACCGACCCGAAAAAACAUGAAAGAAAAUGCUCCCGUGAAAAGAAACCGCCUUUUCGCGAGCCGCUUACAACUUUGCGAGCCGCGACAUGAAAACAGAACGCACCCCGUGCCCCGCGGACCCACCUGUAGCUCCUCCGUGACUCUUCUCUUGAUUCAUCUUCUUCACCAUUCAAUGGUGCUACUAGUUAGAGUCACCAUACUCAACAAUCUCCACCUUGACGAAAACUCGUAGUCAGCAAGCGAUCUCAUCAACACAUAGAGAACAUAUCUCAAGUCAAAACCCGAUACAAAGCUCAUGCAUAAGCCGUACAUCCCGGUAAGUCUUCAACCAAGACUCAUCUCGAAAAGUCUCCAACCAAGACCCAUCACAUACUCUUCAUCAAGUAUAACAACUCAUAAUGCUCCAUCUGCAUCACAAGGCCCAGGCAAGCUCCACCUUACGGCCAACAUGCCUACAAUAGGAGCUCCCCAACACCGCCCCUAAGGGCCUACUACAUCACAUAGUAAUCAAUAUUUAGCAAGUCUAAGCAAUGUUUAAACUUAUGAAAUGAACUUAGUAAAGAAAUCAGCUGGGUUGUCAGCAGUCCCGAUCUUCUUUACUUUUACCCUCUUGUCAAUACAAAAGAAAUGAUACCUAACAUCAAUGUGCUUGGUCCGAUCAUGGUGCACUUGGUCUUUAGCCAAGCAAAUGGCACUUAGACUAUCACAAUACACUGUAGCAAAAUCCUGUGCAAUACCCAGUUCACCUACAUGGCCUUUGAGCCAUAUAGACUCCUUAGUUGCAAAAGUUAAAGUCAUGUACUCAGCUUCAGUAGUAGACAACGUAACCGAAGACUGCAAUGUAGACUUCCAACUAACCACAGAACCACCUAAAGUAAACACAUAUCCCCAGUCACCGACCUCCUAGUAUCCACAUCAACUACAUAAUCAGAAUCAUUAUACCCAAUUACCAAACACUCCUUACCAUUCCCAUACACAAGACCAAUAUUAGUUGUCCCUCUCAAAUAGCGAAAAUUUCUUUUAACCCCCUGCCAGUGCUCUCUCCCAAGUCGAGCCAUGAACUACUUACAACACUAACAGCGUGCGCAAUAUCCGGCCUCGUACAGACCAUAACAUACAUCAAACAACCAACUACGUUGGCAUAAGGGACCCUAGAUAUAUACGCCAACUCCUCCUCAGUUUGAAGUGACAUAGACAAAGACAAUUUGCAGCUCACAGAUGUUGGUGUACUUAUAGGCUUCGAUUUCUCCAUCCCAAAACGAGACAAUAUCUUUUCGAUGUAACUUUUCUGAGUCAAGAAAAGCUUAACCCUAGCCCGAUCCCUAUA